Messenger RNA from Toxoplasma gondii ME49, 5529 nucleotides. RefSeq lists its product as hypothetical. The record is from RefSeq and is a predicted model, not a curated record. The transcript is spliced from 18 exons. The coding region runs from base 1734 to 4664 and encodes 976 amino acids. Lineage: Eukaryota; Apicomplexa; Conoidasida; Eucoccidiorida; Sarcocystidae.
CGCGAAACGGCUGGCAAACGCCUCACAGUCGUUUCAGAUGGACUGUGUUUUAGCCAAGUGCGACGACAAGAGCUCUUCGCUUGCUCUCAACUCGAAUGCGGUGUCCUCGCGACAACUGUCCAGCGUCUUCGACAGUGAGCGAGAUCCCCGUUCUCACAAACAGCUCGUGGCUUUUAUUUUUCUUCCAUGCAGCGAAUCGUGCGACCGGCAAGACAAAAGGCUUUAAAGAAACGCGAUCCUCCAGUCCGACAACUUGGCUGCUUUCAACGCCCAACCGUUUCUUUUCUCUGCCACGUGAGUGUCCGAGGGGCAGUGCGACUCCUCGUCGUCCUCCUAACUUUCUUUUUCGCCGUUUUUCGAGGUGCGCCAGCUUUCCUCGUUUCUGCUGCCUUUUCACCGUUCCUACAAAACUGUUCUUGCCUCGCCGCUCCGAACGCGAAACCGUGUGCCAGCUGCAGACCUGGUGGACGACUGCACGCUCUAAAGCGUGUUUUUUCGCGGGCGCGCCGACGUAUCCCGGGAGAAGGCCUCGCUUCGAGGAGCAGGGUAAAUCUUUACAAUCUAGACUGUUCACUUGCCUUUUCUGGGGUCGCACUGGGAGAAACUUGUCCGCUGCCGCUGCGCAGCUGCGCCAGCCUGCCCCUCCCCCUCUCUGAGCUCGCCGACACACCUCUCACUUCGCCCUGGUACUCGCGGAUCUUCUACGACAAAGCCGCCUUCCUGCAGAGGGGAAAAACCACGUUAUCGCAGUCGCGGAGUGGGUCCCGCCGGGGCGGAAACGCGAAACUGGCAACGUUCCUAAAUAGUCGCGGCAGUUCUGACCUCACCUUCUUCGCUGCUCUGCUUUGCUCGGCUUCUCGUCCGACCCGCCAGUGUUCGUCCCUCGAGUUCGCUGUCCAGAAGAUCAGAGAGGAUCAGAGAGCAGAGUCAACCUUCGUUUCUAUAUCAGGCUGGCUGUCGACUGCUGUGCGGCUUGCGCAAAUUCGCGAGGAAAAAGUGGAAAAGACACAGCGAUUUUUUCCGGUUUUCUUCGAGACUCUCGCGUUUUCUUCUCGACCGACUCCGCGAAAGAGUGCGGCAAAGACUGUUUCCUGCUGCUGCGCGGCGAACUGCGCUUUCGUAAGUUUGUCUGCUCUGUCACAGCCGUUUCUCGCGGGCGCGCGUUUCGCUCCUCGCCGCCCUUUUUGCGAAUACGCCGCUCUUUUCUCACCACGCGUUUCCGCGACUUCGACUCCGCCGUGAAGACACCCGAAAACUCGCUUCUCUUGUGGCCGCUUCUCCUGUCUUCUACCUGGAAUCUGCGCCCUGCUUCCGCACCGCAGGACUCUGUCAAGUCUUCUUCCCGUCCUCUCCCCGUCUGCGACGGUUUCGACGCGAAGCCAGCACUCACGGAGAUCCGCAAGAUAGCAAAAUUGCACGGUUGUCUCUUUUCCGUUUUCGUUUUUUCCUUCCUCGCACCAUGCGCCUCUCGUCGGCGCGAAACCGCCGCUUCCUCCCUGAAUAACUCUGUUGCUCGUGCCUCCUCCUCCCUGCUCUCUUUCUUCUGCGUCUCCUCUCUUUUUCCCCCGUUCAAGGAGCGGCAACGGCAAACCAUCUGUUCGCAUUUAAAUACUCACUCGUAUCUUACGUGCAGAACACCACCGAUGUGAAACAACCUCGUUGGUGCAGGAUACUGAAGUCCAGCUCUUCGCCGCGUCCGAGGCUCCCGCCGCGUUCCUCGAGUUUUCCCCAAGAUGGCUCUCUUCCGCGGCUGCAGCAACGUCAUCGACGAGAGUCUCGAUGAAUUCCUCGUCAAGCACGACCCAGACUACGCGGGCGGCCGCGGGGGCGGUGCCGCAGUCGCGCCGGACCGAGUUGCGUCGUCAGGCUCCGACGAAACCACGGCAUUUCUCGGCAGCGGCGUCGAGUCUGGCUUGCAGGACUGGCGCGACACUGGAGGGUGCAAGCGGUCACCGUCUCUCACUGGGAAGCCGCGAACAGAAGACGAUGGAACCGUCAGAAUCGACACACAGAAGCUCGGCCGCGCUCUCAGCGUCGCUGUCACUGGUCUCGGCGAGCAAGUCAAACACGGCGGCGAGCUUCUCUGGCGCUCGGCUGUCACGGCAGCUGGGCAGGUGAUUGUCCAGCAUGGACUCCAGACGCGCGGCGGCUCCGGGACAGGUCUCUCUUCGCCGUCUGCAGCUGCGCUGAUUUCCUCUUCGCUCUCUUCGUCUUCGCUUGCGUCUGCAGUCUCCUCCGCCACUUGCUUCCAGCUGCAACUGUCCGCAGGCCAGAAGGCAUGGAGUCUCGACUCCGCGCCUUUCUCUCUCGGCGCCUGGCUGGCGUCGCCCUCAGUGGCGGCCGACGUCUGGGGUGACGGAAACUUCCAUGUGAUUCUGCAGGAACAGAGACAAAGUGAAGACGCCGCAGGACAACUCACUGCAGAACCCAGAGCGAAAGAAGGUGAAGGAAGAGUGAACCCAGAGCGUUUCACGUACCGAUGGAGAAGAGUCUUCCCGAACGGCGUCCUCGUCGACGUUCCCGAUGUCACAGGAAAUACGUACUUUAUUUCUGCGGACGACAUCGGCUGCAAGGUCCAGGUGACUUGCAGCUGUCCGCGCUCGGCGUUUGUGGGGGAGAUGCAUGCGUCUCUGGGACCUUUCCAGGUCGACAGCCGGUCGAGGUCUUGCGUUUUGAACUCUCUCGCGCGCGGCGGCUCGAGAUUCCCUUGCUGCGCAGUUCUGGAAGAAGACCUGGCGGGGAGAGACGGCCGGCUUGCGGCAAGCAGUCUGGAGGCAGACCGAAUGGCGCGGAGAGAAGAAGGAAGAGAAUUUUUCGUCUACGUUAACCACGAGGAGGUUGUUAUCACGCAGAGAGGCGGCCCCGCCACCUCGAGCGAAAGUGAAAGUUUUCUGGCAAGUGGAGGAGUGAGUAGUCUCCUCGACCGUCGCUGGAGUGCGCGCUUCUCGGCGGAGUAUCCGAAGCUGCUUCUCCACUCUCAACAUCCCAAACGUUUCACAGUCGCUCUGAGCGAGGAGAAAGUCUUUGUUUUGGAUGCGUACACUCGCCACCAGCGCGACCUGGUAGCAGUCACUCUCCGUUCUUUCCACGCUCGCGCAAUCGUCGGAGCCUCCACCCUUCUCGACCUUGUGCACUCCAUGUCUUGCACAGGAAGGACGCCUCCUGCAGCCGAUGAAAUCAUUUCUGAACUUGAAGACAAGCGCGUCGAUCUCUACGUGAUGGUGCAUUCCCUCUGUUCGGAGCUCCAUAGCGCGGUGGCCGGGCGACUGCGAACGAUGCGCGAUUGGGCGCGAGUCUCGAAGGAAAAGGAGGCUCUGGAGGAGGAAAUGACGUCCACCAUCCAAGCGUUUCAGAGUCAGAUUGCAGACCUCGCAAACGAGCAAGCUUCGACAGCGGCGCCGUCGGAGGGAUCUUGUGGAAACUGGAAUUCAAGGCUGCUGCAGAUGACGGACGACAUGCAGGCGGUUCGAGCACAGAAUCGCGCCUACGUGGAGGAAAUCGAACAGCUGAAAAUCGCACAAAACGAGAUGGUCAUGCGCCUCGAAAACGAGCGCCACACCUUCCAGGAACUGCUGAGCAAACGACUGGAGACGCUCGUCGAGGAGAACCGACAGCUGCAAGCUGCGAACGAACAGCUGGGUUCCCGUCUGAUCAAGCAGGCGGCAGAAGGAAGCGCGGGAGCUGGCGCGGGAGGCCUGGAGGCGCCGGAACGUCUGCAGGCGGAGCUGCGGCGCCUGAGGAGAGAGGUUGAAGAAGCUCACCUAGGAAAGCAUCAGCUGGCGCAUGAGCUGGAGGAGAUGAAGGCGACGGCGGCGAGAGAGAGGCAAGAGAAGGAGGCUGCACUCGCCAGUGUGCAAGACGGUCUCGUUCACAUGAAAGCGCGCUACGACUGCCUGCUGGAGGAAAUGCAAGCGCUUCGGGAGUCUCGGGACUCUGCUGAAGAAGGCGUCUCGCAGAAAGUAAAAGUGUAUGAGGAUUUGCUGCUCUCCCGCGAGACGCAGUGUAGCGAGCAGACGAAGCAGCUGGAGGCGGCUCGGGAGGAGUUGUCGGAGCUGCAGGCCGAACGGAAUCGCCUGAAAAAAGUUCUUGAAUCUCUCACGAGAGACUUAGAGAAGUCGCGUGCAGCUCUCGAUGCUGCGGCUGCCAGGCAACAGACGGUGGCUUCGGAGAAGCAGCAACUGGAGAUUCGUCUCGCUGAGGUAGUGCAGCGGCAGCAGAGACAGGAGCAGCUCAGCUCUCGAGAAGAACAACUGAAGCAGCAAGAGAGCUUGCGGCGCGUGCAGGAGGCGCAGCGGCGGGCAGACGAGGUGUCUAGACAGCUGGAGGAGACGCGGAAGGCGCUGCAGCAGGAACAGCAAGGUCGCAUGCUUCAGCAGCAGCGCGCAGACGCUGGCAGCCAGCAGCUGGCGGCAGUGCAAAGCAGACUGACUGAGAAGGACGCGCAGCUCGCGCAAAUGAAGGCCGAAAUCGAACAGCUGCGGUCUCAGGCGCGGCCGGGACCGGAGAGCGAAAGUGCAGGCGAGGGAGAAGAACAUUUGCUGCGAGCGAAGGUGACGGAGUUGACGGACGUUCUCGCUCGACAGGAAGAAGAAAUGCGAAGGCUGAAGGACGAGAGCUCGACGCUGAAGACUCGCCUGAUAAAGCUCACGAAGGCAAACACGUAGGACUUUCUUCAGAGCAAGUCCCGACAGGAUUUCUCGUUCGAUCUCUCCGCCGCUCCUCGCAUGCUCUGCAACGCCAGCAGCUACGCGAGACUUGCAGAGGGUACAGGGGGGUGGGGGGGCGUUCGACCGAUGCUGUGGCGGAGGGAGUUCGGCCAACGACGACUGGAGACUUGCGACCGGCCAACUCCUCCGCGUAAACAGAAAGAGAAAGCUGCGUAUCUCGCCGAGAAGACUGCGGUCUUUUGCUGGAGCCGGAGAAAUGCAGACUCCGGGAGACGUCCUCUCCGUCGAAAGAAAUCUCCAAAUCUCCCAGACAGCUCGAGGAGCAGCACUGGACUUCUCGAGUCGACGGACGCUGGAGAAAAUCGGACUCUGCUCCGAGGAAAGCCUCUGCAGACACCAAAUGCCACAAAAGACAGAGCUGCAUGCGAAGGAUACGCAUCUCUAUUUAUCGACAUACGUACACAUCUACGCAUACGCAUAUGUUUAUGUAUGUUGAUGUGAAGGUAGACAUACGUACACACAUAUAGGGCUCGUCGAGUGCUCGGACUGAGGAAGAGGUGAAGCGUUGCUGGGCGCAAGAAGAUGCGUGGAGGAAGUGAGGCUGAAUACGCCGCGACUUUUCAAAAGAAAUGUCCUAUUUGAAACGCAUGCAAGAAGCGUCUGCAUGCAUGUGAGCCACCGUGGAUAGCCGUCUGCUCUCGCACAGAGGCGUGCGGUGAACGCGGCAGCUCUGAAAGCUCGGAAAAUCGUUUUCUUUCACUGACACUCGACCAGAAAACUCACCCUCGCAAAAGAUAUACAAAGUGGAUCAUACAUUCAUAUACAUACAUAUGCGUGGACAUAUAUAUAUAUAUAUAUAUAU